AUGUCUUCAGAAGCAGGACCUUCCAACACCACACCAUCGCUGAAGCGAUCCCAGCUUUCGUCUGUCGUGCUGGAUAGUCACUCCUCGACAAGCGUGGGCAGCAGCAUCAGCCUUCAUCCCCUCCCCAUCCUGAAUAUAUCGGAGCAUCUCGUCCGAACAAGGCUACAGAGCAACAAUGCCGAAACCACGGUAUACGGCGUGCUCCUAGGGACGCAGCAGGGCCGCGAAAUCGACAUUCAAAACUCAUUCGAGAUCACACUGGAUGCCACGGCGUCGGCGGACUCUCCACCGAUUGUCAACCAUGCAUUCCUCAAGGCGCGCCAGUCGCAAUACAAGCAGGUCUUCCCCACGCUCGACCUGCUCGGGUGGUAUACGGUGGGCGAGGUACCGACGCCACGCGACCUCGAGAUACACAAGCAGCUGCUGGCGUACAACGAGACGCCGCUGCUUGUUCAGCUGUCGCAGACCGUCGCCUCAUUUGAAAACGCCGAGGCCACAGGAGCACUGCCGAUCCGCGUGUACGAGUCGGUCGUCGAGGUCGUACAGGGCGAGACUGCCAGCUUCUUCGUGCCUGCAGGCUACAAGAUCGAGACGGGAGAAGCAGAGCGCAUUGCUGUCGACCAUGCAAGCAAGGCGGGCGCCGAGUCCGGCCAGGAUCAGGAAAGCACAAUGCUCGCGAGUAUGCAAGCACAGCACAGCGCGAUCGGCAAGCUCAACGACCGCAUCGUCCAGGUGCUGAGCUACCUGCGCGCCAUACAAGACGGCCAGGCCGCCUGGGACCACGAGGCGCUGCGUCAGAUCCAGACAGUCGUCGCCAAUCUGCCCAACACCGUGCUUCCAGAGCUGCAAGACGAAAUUCUGCGGGACCACAAUGACGUGCUGUUGACCAACUACCUCUCGGUGCUCACCGAGAGCCUGCACACGAUGAACGAGCUGACGGACAAGUUCGAGCUGGUCCAGGCAGGGGCAAAGCCUGACAGCGAUGCUGUAGCUGGUGCCUCGGCAUCUGUGCCGCAGGGCCGCAGAGGCGGAGGCGGUCGCAGCUCGGCGCUGCGAGCCGUGUACUGA
Molecule: messenger RNA, 1068 nt
Organism: Moesziomyces aphidis
Lineage: Eukaryota; Fungi; Basidiomycota; Ustilaginomycetes; Ustilaginales; Ustilaginaceae
Source: the annotation of a GenBank genome assembly